UAUGCUGCCGCAGAUGGCGGACCGCAGGCUUGCGCCUCCUGUGCCCGCACAUUCCCGCUCACUCUGACACACACGCACGCACACGAACCGACAGUGGCUGUUCUCGCUUCCUGGUCUCCGGAAUCAGAGAAGCUUUUGGAUUUAUCAGCCGGUGUUCUCUCGUUCAGGCGGCGGUGUGUGAGGAGCUGCGGAGAUAACUGGUGGUAAUAUGAGACCUGUUAGAGGGAGAUGUCAGUCCCUUCCAACUUGCACCCAAUCUAUAAUGAUGGGGAUUUAAACACGAGUCUUCACCUCUCCUCCCAGGGACAGUCCUCUGCAGCCAUUCUCUGAUCACAGGCCUGGCAUCUUUCAUCCAUUCAUCCCUCUCUCCAUUCAUUUUUGCCCUGUCAUGAAAGGCCUGUCCAGUAGUCGGAGUCACCAUCAUAUGGUCUCCUAUGAGCCGUCAUACAAUCCAUUGGGUCACCAUGUUGACCGUAAGCCAUAUUUGUUCGGCCAGAUGGAUAUGCCGUUGCCUAUUCCUAUGCCACACCCAUCUGAGUUGCCCUAUUACAAUGCUCAGCGUGUUUCAUAUCCUUCUGAAAGCAACAGCAUUGUCCCAUAUGGAACCUUCCCACGGAGGUGUCACUCCACCUCCUCAGCUCACCAUCCUGAGGUAAAGGAUGAGUGUAUGGCCAUGGUGCCAUAUGUAGGUGGAGGAGGAAGAGGAGGAGGAGGGGGAGGAGGCUAUGGGGGUAAAUCUCAGUCUUGGGUACCAGUAAAUUUUACGGACCCGUAUGAGCAACAGCCGAUAUUUUCCAGAGAUGGCUACCACACACUGCAGUACAAACGAGGAGUGUUGUCCCACGCUGGGGGCAUAGGAGCCAAUGACAACAAUGACAGUCCUGGGCGAAUUCGCCAUCUGGUCCACUCAGUCCAGAAACUCUUUACAAAGUCACAUUCAUUGGAAGGGCCCCAACACACUCAGUCAUCAAAAGGGCCAACUAAUGGGAGUGUGUAUGGUGGUGGUGGAGGAGGUAGCUGUGGUGGUGGUGCAAGGGCCAGCCCAGAAGGUGCAGCUCCUCCUGGGGCAGUACGCCACCGGAAGCGCAGCAAGAGCCGUGAGCGCUGUCGAUCAGCAGAGCCCAAACAUCGAAGCUACCACCACCACCACCAUCCCCAGCUUCAUGGCUCAGCAUCUGCUCCGGGGUCUGGAUACUGGAGCUCAGAUGACAACCUGGAACGGGAGCUGUGUCUUUACCACCCUCAUCAUCACCAACCUCCACCCUCACCCUCCCUCUCUAUUUCCCCCUCACCUAUUGCUAUGACAACAGGCCAGUGCCCUGGCAACAACCCUGAUAAGUAUCCCCAGACUCCCCUCCCAAAUCUCUCCUCCUCGCAGUCCCAACACUACUUCAUCAUGGACCCCUAUGGGACAGUUAACGAGCAUGCACACACCCAUGCACGCCACGGCCACACUCACCACCACUCUGCACUCAAAGCCUCUCGGAGCAACAGCGAUGUGAAAUAUACAGCUUCAUCUGCAUGUAUGCCAGUUAGUGGUAACAGCAAUAAGAGCGAUGGCUGUAUCGGUGGAGGAAGUGGCCCCUUGCUGCCACUGGGUCUUGUGGACGGGCCUAUUGAGAAGAAAGGGGCAUGGUCAUCAAGCCUAACGGUGAGCAGGGCCCAAGAGGUCUACACCAACACCAGCAGCCACAACCAGCUACGAACCAGCGCAGGAUCCGGUAACCUAAACCUAGAUAGAGCUCUAGUCAAAUCUAAGGGCAGUCAGCAGCAGGACCCUUCUUGCCAAUUCUUACAGGUACCUCAAGAUGAGUGGAGUGGUUUUUCUCCUCUGGGGAAAGAGGAUGACAUUCCCUGUCGAAGGAUGAGGAGUGGCAGCUAUGUGAAAGCCAUGGCUGAGGAUGAUAGCGGAGACUCUGAUGGAAGUCCCAAACCUUCACCGAAGAUGCAGGCACGUCGCGCCAGCUACCUUAAAGCUACACAGCCAUCACUUACUGAGAUGACCACACUACAAAUUUCCACAGAGCACUCCCCCAAACUGCAGAUCAGGAGUCACAGUUAUUUGCGUGCUGUGAGUGAGGUUUCAAUCAACAGAAGCCUGGAUACACUGGAUCCUAAAACUCUCCUUGACCCCAAAUCACUGCUGUCUUCGCCCCAAUACCGGUCACGCAAUGAAAGCUACAUGAGAGCCAUGAGCACCAUCAGUCAGCUGAGUGAGGUUGAAGUGAAUGGGCAGAUUGAGCAAGUAUGUGAGCAAGUCUAUAGCGAGAUGCAAUCUCAAGCUAUGGAUGCAGGCAUGGAUAGCUUGGAAACUAUGGACACCCUGCCUAUGCCAGGUUGCUUCCGUAUGCGUAGCCCCAGUUAUGUGAGGGCAAUCGACCAAGGGUGUGCCUCAGAGGAUGAAGGACCAGGAGGAAGACCUCUGCUGCUACUUCCAUCCUCACCACCACGCACAACUGCCACAACUGUCAGGACCAUCCAAAGCAGCACAGUAUCGUCUUGCAUUACUACCUAUAAGAAAACCCCUCCACCAGUGCCACCACGAACCUCCACCUGCUCUACAGCGUCCAAGCCAUAUAUCUCUAUCACAGCCCAAAGCAGCACAGAGUCCGCACAGGAUGCCUAUAUGGAAGAUGAAGGGCCCAGAGGAGACAUGACAAUCCAGUCAGGGCUCAGCAACUCAACAGAGAGUAUUGACAGCAUGAAGGCCUUGACAGCUGCCAUAGAAGCUGCUAACGCUCAGGUGCAUGGACCAGCCAGUCAACAUGUCAGCAACAGCACGAUGACAGUCAGCACUGCCAGUUCCCCACAUCUCAGCAGGGGGCAAGUUGUAGAAGAACAUCGGGAUGAAUACAGAAAAGAAGCACUCAGGAAGGGGAAAUGUCUCUCCAUAGGCAUCCAGGUUGAUGGACCAGAAGAGAUUCCAGAUCCAGAAGACCCCUCCAAGUUCACAUCUGUGGGGGUGCAAGUGGAGGAUGAUCGAGGAUAUCGAAGGCUCCAGCGCUCCAACAGUGUGACAGCAGCUGUACAGGCAGAUCUAGACCUGCCAGACCUCCUAGACACUCCCCUAGACUCUCCACACCCUCACAGAGGACGUCUGGCCUCCUGUGGCAUGUCUCGGAAGUAUUCCCGCGAUGCAGCCACCUCCACUGUCAGCAUUCAAGGCUCAGGGAACCAUUACCAUGCCUGCGCCUCAGAUGAUUAUGAUGAUGUUGGUUUUGACCCGUCCAUCCUCCCCCCGCCUGACCCCUGGAUAGAUACUGUUACUGAUGACUCACUUGAUGCAGACUUCAACAGCUCUGCUAUUCUGGAGGUGGUACAACGGUCGGUCUGUCAGAGAGAUGGACGCUGGUUCCUGAAGCUUCUUCAAGCUGAGACCGACCGCAUGGAGGGAUGGUGUCGGCAGAUGGAGCUCGACCAGCGGGAGAACGAGUUGCCUGAAGACAUCCUGGAAAAGAUGAGAACUGCUGUUGGAAGUGCUCAGCUUUUGAUCUCCCAGAAGUUUCAGCAGUUCAGGGAGUUAUGUGAAGAGAACCUGAACCUCAGCAUUCAUCCUCGUCCUGUGGCCUCAGACCUGGCUGGCUUUUGGGAUAUGCUUCAGCUGUCUAUUGAGAACAUCAGCCUCAAGUUUGAUGAGCUUCACCAGCUGAGGGCCAACAACUGGAGACCGCUGGACCCUCCCGAUAGAAAGGAGAGGCGACUUCCACCUCCUGUGUCCAAAAAACCACACAAGGUUGUCCCCCACCACCACCCACCACUUGCCAGAGACCGUUCACUGGAGAGCUCAGAGAAGCAGCGGCAGGAGGCGAGAAAGAGGCUGAUGGCUGCCAAGAGAGCAGCGUCUGUUCGCCAGAACUCAGCAACAGAGAGCGCUGACAGCAUUGAGAUUUACAUUCCUGAAGCUCAGACAAGGUUAUGAAGACAUUAACAUGGACAUAUUAUGGUUGGCAAAAAGUACCCAGGUACACACACCCGACAUAAAACAAAACAUGUAUGAUUGUCCACACCAAGUUACAGUGGGACAAACUAAUGUGAAUAUUUUAGUUAUUGAUUUUUUUCUGUAAUUUUUCCAUCUUCAGUUUUGAUCUCAUCAGUUAUGUGUGUUGAAGUAGCAACAGAAGUUCUACAGGUCCGUUCUUUAACGAGCAAUUUCUCUGUUGUGUGAAUUGUAAUAAAAAGGAACUUUUUUAUAACAAUCUUUUAGAAGUUUACAAUAGGUGUAAACUUCUAUAAGUUCAUUUCCAUUUCCAAAACUUCUAUUUUAAAAUCCAAUACAGGGAUGGGGCUAAAUCAAAUCACCUGUUUUUCUUUACAUGCUGGAUUACGUUGUUGGAACACUUUCCCGUCUGACCUCACAUACCAAACUGCUGACAUAAUUGGCUGCAACCUGCUGUUAGUAAGAAGUGCACAACCUUCCUUAACCCCACUGAAAAUAAAUUACCAGCUUCUGCAGCUCAUGCUGUGAAACACCUACUUCAACAGUUUAAUAUUGUAAUUUGGUAAUAUUUAAAUAAGAACAGUUUGACUUGUUUGGAAAAAUAAUAUUUAAGCACCCUUAAGCUGUUAUCUUAAAAGUUCUAUUCAUGUGGCCCUCUAGGAUCUAGAGGCAGGCUAGAUUUGGCCCCCAGGCCUUGAGUUUGACACAUAUGAUCUAGAAUAAUUUUUUUAAAUGGUAUUAAGUGUUUAAUAAAACAAAUUAGAAGUUUUGCAAUCAAGUAAUGUUGUAAUGUUGCUGAACUUUGACAUGACCAGCAGCAACCUCAGAUCUUAGGGCUGCCCCACAGAGUGCCUGAGUCAUGAUGGGAGCAUCACUUCUUCUGCUUCUCUUCUUACCCUGAUGCGCCCGUCACUCUGGAAAAGGGCAAAUCUGGACUCAUCAGACCUCAUGAACUUCUUCCAUCGCUCUAGAGUCCAAUCUUUAUGCUCCCUUUCAGAUUAAAGGCAUUUUUUCCAGUUUGCCACUGAUCACUGAUAAGUGGUUUUCUUAUGGUUGCUGCUGUUCAUUCUCAAUCACUGGAGUUCUCUUCACAUUGUGUGGAAAUGCCAAUACUUAUCCCAGAGUUUUGCUGUUGUUUUCCUCGAUUUCAUGUCACCAAGCGUUUUGCUGAUCACCAAUUCUGAUCAUUCAGGAUUUUUUUUUUGACUACAUUUGUUCCCCACGUUCCCUACAAUUGUUGAUAAUACCUUGGACAGUUCUCAACUUAAUGGUUUCUGCAUCACUUAGAUGUUUUCUCUGCUUAAUACCAAACAAACUAACACCUUUUCCAUUAACACAAGAUAUGUUUUUUCACAUGGUUUAAGAAAUGAGAGACUAAGCAUUACAUCAGCUGAUAAUUACCCAAUCAGUAAUUGCCCAGUAGGAGGUUUGUACCUAUUUACAGGUUCCCACUUUUUUGGAGCAUUGAUUGAGUUGCUCAGAUUGUGAUACCACAUCUGUGAGAAUAGUGGCAGGAUUGUUCAAUAUGGCAAACUGUAUUGUCUCAUAAAAAUAUUCUAAUAAAAAUGGUAGAGUAGAGUAACUAACCCACUUGAGCUGUCAACAGUCCAUUCUCACAAAAAUACAAAAUAGUUCACAAGGAUUAAUAUUAUGAGUCACUUAAUAGACAACUGGUCUAAUUUUUAAGAUGUAACACACCUCUAGUUAAAGACCUGUAAAAUGCACUCUUAAAGUUGAGUAGUAAAUAGGCAAGGAAACAACUGGCUGUGGGUGAUAAUAUUGCAGACAGCUGCACAAGGUCUCUGAUGUCAUCUAAUGCUCAGUCAGUAGAAUAGCACACUAAUCUUGGGUUUAUGGCCUAACUCACUUUUUUUCUAAGGCUACCUGACCUAACUAAGCAGGACAAAUAAACACCCCCCCACCCCCCGAAAAAGAAGCAAAUGCCGUAAUCUUUAGCCCUUGUCCUUCCCCAUCCAUUUUCUUCUUACAUUUGGGAAGCUAAAACACCUAGGUUCAAUGCUACUUGACACUCGUCUGGCAUUUGCAAUGCAACCAAUUCACGAGCACCAUUCAUUUUCCUUGUUGCUGAUUGACCCAAGGACGGUGAUGAUGAAGACUUUGACUAUUAUUUCCUCCAGUAAUGCCAAGUCGGCUCCGCUGUGUUUAUAAAUACAUGUUAAGACAUAAGGGUUUCUUCUGGUUAUUAAUACAGUCCAAUCCAAAACAACUUUUACUUUUCUGACUGUAUGAACCUCAUCCUCUGUGAAGAGAGCCCAGUCAUGCUGUCUGCUCACUAGCAGACAGACAUUGGAAGCAUUUAGAAAAAAUAGGAUGGAAUCUAAUUGCUUAAUCCAAUAAUUAUUAUGUUACCAAAUCAUAAAAGAUUAUGAAUGGACCAAUUCUAUAAACUAACUGUUUUGGUUUCUCCAUAUUUUUAUGCUAUUUUAUUGUUGCAGCAUAUAUCAUACAAUUCUUCCUUAAUAAGACAUAAACUUUGUCUUUUUUUCCAUCAAACAAGUUCAAGUAUUUUGUUCCAAAGAAACUAGUCCCAGUUGGGUCUAGAAAACCACUGUCAAGAAGCAGUUUGGUUAUAUCCAGCUCACAGCUACGUUAUCAUGUCAGUAAAACAUGUUUGAUGAUAAUCUGUGAGAAACAUGGUACAGACUGACUCCCUGCCCGCCUGUAUAAUGGAGGUAAACUUUCUUUUUAGCAACUUUUAACUCUCCUGCUUCCUAAGCAUCAAAGUGUUAUGUUGCGACACUACUUUGCCAAAGUAUUCAUACCCAUUCCACAUAUUUUCAAUUUUAAAGUCUUGCCACAAAGUUUCCAUUGAGUUUACAGGUCUGGACUUUGUGCCAUUUCAGCACAAACAUAUUCUUGGAUCUAACGAUUCAGUUCUGUUCAGGUUGUAUGUGUAAGACUGAUUCUACUCGAAAGUGAAACUCUGCCCCAUUCUUUCUUUUUUUGCCAACUUCAUCCAUCUUUGCAACAACUCUGAGCAUUUAUCAGGAUUAACAAAAGCAACUCAACAAAGUGAUGCUGUGACCAUGUUUCUUUGUGGGGAUGGACCACAUCUUUGUGGUACCAUGUUGGUGAAAGAUUUUUGUCUGAUCUGACCAGGACACCUUCUUCCAAAUGAUUACUGUGUUCCUUGCAUGGCUUGUGACAUAUGGAUUUUUUAAGCAAUAGCUGUCUUCUUGCCACUCUCCUGUAGAUGUCACAUUAGCAGAAUCCACAUCAAAUUGUUUUUCCCUGUACAGAUUCUUUUACCUAAGAAGCUGGAACUCCUCCAGAAUCAGUUACACACAUGUCCACACUCUGGUUACUCAUUAGGAAACUUCUGAAGGCAAUUUGCACUGAAUUUUAUUUUUGAGGCGUCCAUGUAGAGGGAAAAUAUAAAAUUAUUAGAGUAUGUUCAAAUUGGAUAGGUCACAAUGUAAUAAAAAAAAUGUGCUUAUAACUAAAUCUGAAAAUGUUCAAGAGGUCUGAGUGUGCUUGCAAGGUGCUUUAUGUCAGCCUAGAGUUAUUUUCGCAUUUUAGCAUCAUCAUAACCAUAUUUUUAUUCUAGACACAUGAAAAGGUCCCUAAUAAAGACAUAACACAAACACAUACAACAGAUAAAAAAUAUAGUAGGUUCUAUUCAGUGAACAACACAUAAUAUUGUUCACUGAAUCACAAAUAAAUAAUGCCAGUGGUUCCACAAUCUUGAGGCAAAUCUAACUGUACACAGUGAAGGGUUUACUAAAAUUCAAAUUAUAUUACGUUCAUAUAUAAAAUUUUUAUAAUGUAAGUUGUAAUUCCCCUGUGAACCAGUUUACACUGUGUGAUAAUAAUAAUAAUAAUAAUAAUAAUAAUAGUAAUAAUAAUAAUAAUAAUAAUAAUAAUAAUAAUAAUAAUAAUAAUAAUAAUAAUAUAUAAGCCUCUUGAAUUACUUUUACUUUGUAAGAGUAUUUCAAAUACUACUAGGAACAAUUGUAAUAACUUUGAGGUAACUGUGGAAUUAUAAAUGUUUAAACUGCCUCUAAAUGUGAAUUUCAUUUAUUUGUCAAGGGACAGUGUAAUCCAUAUUAUAUAAUGUAAAUGUGCCGGAGUGAGAAAAUGAGAAUAUUGUGAAAAUGUUGAACAUAUCUUCCAAUGUUGAACUUUUGACAGUAUUUUUCAUUUCUGAGACACUUUAUAUAUAUGCAGUAUUCAUCAAAAUUGCAAAAAAAUAUCUUGAAAUACUUCACUCUGUGUAAUAAAUCUAUGAAACAGAUAGAUUUCACUUUCUGAAAGGAGUGGAAAAAGUAACUUAUUUCACUAUAUCCUAGUAUUUUUUUU
This is a messenger RNA of Xiphophorus maculatus (southern platyfish), 8257 nucleotides long. Its product is annotated as disks large-associated protein 1-like. The transcript has 16 exons. NCBI's taxonomy places the organism in Eukaryota, Metazoa, Chordata, Actinopteri, Cyprinodontiformes, Poeciliidae. The coding region runs from base 389 to 3919 and encodes 1176 amino acids. The record is from RefSeq and is a predicted model, not a curated record. Gene Ontology annotation, biological process: signaling. Gene Ontology annotation, cellular component: glutamatergic synapse; postsynaptic specialization. Gene Ontology annotation, molecular function: molecular adaptor activity.